AUUAUUUUUGUGCAGAAUAUUUUUUUUCAGAAUUGUGCUCCUGGAAAAUAAAGCGAGCUCCACAAAUUCUACCAUUCGCAUCUCAAUUGGACAGUUGCAGAAUCGGAAUCAGAAUCGGAAUGGCGUCUCGUCGCCGUGUCCUUCUCAAGGUCAUCAUUCUCGGCGACAGCGGGGUUGGUAAGACGUCUUUGAUGAAUCAAUAUGUGAAUAGGAAAUUCAGUAAUCAGUAUAAAGCUACAAUUGGGGCUGAUUUCCUGACCAAAGAGGUCCAGUUUGAGGAUAGGAUAUUCACCUUGCAGAUAUGGGAUACUGCUGGUCAAGAGAGGUUUCAAAGCCUAGGUGUGGCUUUCUACCGAGGUGCAGAUUGCUGUGUGCUUGUUUAUGAUGUUAAUGUCAUGAAGUCAUUUGAUAACCUCAGCAACUGGAAGGAGGAGUUUCUUAUUCAGGCUAGCCCUCAUGAUCCUGAAAAUUUCCCAUUCGUUGUCUUAGGGAACAAAAUUGAUGUGGAUGGUGGCAACAGCAGAGUGGUAUCUGAGAAGAAAGCAAAAGCUUGGUGUGCCUCUAAAGGAAGUAUUCCUUACUUUGAGACUUCUGCAAAAGAAGGAUUCAAUGUGGAUGCUGCUUUCGAAUGCAUAGCGAAAAAUGCUCUAAAAAAUGAACCCGAGGAAGAAUUAUAUCUUCCCGACACCAUUGAUAUGGCAAAUGGGCAGCAACAAAGAUCCUCGGGUUGUGAAUGUUAGUCAUUCUCUGAGGUUAGAGUGCAACGAAGUUUCUAAUGUUUAUCGGAACAUUGAAUAGGGAAUAUAGAGCGUUUGUUAUCUGCUUUUGUUGCUUAUGCACUCUCUUUAAACGUUUGUUAUCUGCUUAUGCACUCUCUUUGAAGUUAAUUUUCUAGAAGUUAAAUUU
This is a messenger RNA of Salvia hispanica, 906 nucleotides long. Its product is annotated as ras-related protein Rab7. Lineage: Eukaryota; Viridiplantae; Streptophyta; Magnoliopsida; Lamiales; Lamiaceae. The record is from RefSeq and is a predicted model, not a curated record. Gene Ontology annotation, molecular function: GTP binding; GTPase activity. Gene Ontology annotation, cellular component: vacuolar membrane.